AUGGGCCAAGGCGCCUCAAAUCCGCCUCUUCAGUCCUGUGGCAGUCACUUGGGACUCUGCCUGCCCUCAUGGGACACUGUGAAGGUGGACUUGACUCGUGUGGACAGCGAGGCUGUACCAGGAGUCCGAGAUGCCAAGCUGCUGCCCUCCUCGCGUGCCAUCCGUGCUGCCUUGGUCAAAACGGGUGAGACGAAGAUGGAUCGAGGAAUGUUGGCAAAGGCCGAGUGGGAAAGGCAGCUUCGAGCAAAGAUCCAAGAGCGCGAGCGCCAGCAACUAGAGUACGAGCAGGCCAUACCCGCAGCAGAGACGCCAGUAGAGCUCGGUGUCAGGCAAGAUGAGCGUCUCCUUGCUUUGGAACUGAUCAAGCAGGACAUGGAGGGCGGCCGCUUGUGCGACAGGUCUCACGCUCCGGCACUUCCAGAGGAGGAGGAGAUAGAAUUGGACGAGAGUAUCGACAAGCAGGACGACAGCACAGGGCUGCCCACUUCAAGUUCCAAGGGCAGCUCCCCAGAGGACCAGCUGGAUGAAGAUGGCAAACUGCUCAACAAAUUCCUUGCUGACAACGGGUUUGACGAUCCGCACCAAGGUAGACGGAGGUUUUGGCGAACGACCUAUCCGCUGCAUGUGGCAGCAGAGAAAGGAAACACAAAGGUGGUGGCCCUACUGCUUUCAGCAGGCGUUACGGCAGACCAGAAGAACUCCUCAGGGCGGACAGCGCUAGAAGUGGCAAGGAAGAGAUUCCUGGAACGCGAUUGA
Molecule: messenger RNA, 756 nt
Organism: Symbiodinium sp. CCMP2456
Lineage: Eukaryota; Dinophyceae; Suessiales; Symbiodiniaceae
Source: the annotation of a GenBank genome assembly